Molecule: messenger RNA, 4801 nt
Organism: Saccostrea echinata
Lineage: Eukaryota; Metazoa; Mollusca; Bivalvia; Ostreida; Ostreidae
Product: ankyrin and armadillo repeat-containing protein-like
Exons: 23
Coding region: 93-4469 (1458 amino acids)
Biological process (GO): cell adhesion
Molecular function (GO): cadherin binding
Source: RefSeq, a predicted model, not a curated record
UAUUUGUACAUCGUCGUCGACACCAACAGGCUGUAGAAACAACAUAUUACCCAGACAAAACAAAAUGUAUGCAGGUAAUAUAGAUAGCUGACAUGUCCUCAAUGACCUCUGGGACCCCCCUCCCGGGGGAACAGACAGAUGAGGCCCAGCUACAGGCCAAACUGGAGCGCACGGCCAGCACAUACUUCGAGAAAUUUUCCACGCCAGCGUUCAGAAUUCAAGAGCUGAUAGGGUACCAUAAGAACCAUUGGCUGCUCUCUGAUGACUUCAAAAUGGCAUAUGAUCAACCUGUUGGGAUCAUUAAAAGUCUGAAUCCAUUAAACUCCAAUGUUUGUUGUUUGAUGGUACCAGAGGAUCCCAUUUUGGAUGAAAAUAAGCUAAAUCUGGAUUAUCGCGAGGUUCACCAGUUGAUUCGAGAACUGACUUAUGGGAUAUACGUGUUAAACCAAACUCCGAGCAUAUCACUGGAGGCUCUUUAUGAUCAAGGAACCAUGUGUAACCUGCCCCCAGCAUUUAUGGAUACACAUAUUGGUCAGUUGUUAAUCAGCGUAGAUUACAUGAUGAAGUCAUUGUGGCACGGAGCGUACAUUCCAAAGGAGAAGCGAACAAAAUUUAACGAUAAAUGGAGAGAACACUUUCAAGUUUCCAAACAGAAUGGAAAACCAGAAAAAGAGAAAUCUUUCUUACCAGAUUUCAUCAGUCAUGGCAUGAUAGAUAUGGGCAAGGACCCAGAUUACUGUGAUGCCUAUAACGACCUUCAGUUCGAUAACGACAAUGAUCCAGAUAUGAUUAAAGAACGGAUUCAUUUCAUGAAACACAUAGAGGACAUUUCUAUGCAGAUGACGUUAUAUCAAAAGAAAGUGAUGCACGAAAAAGAUAUUUACAUGAUGGAUGCAGAUAUGACAAUAACGAGCAUUGUGCGACUUCUUGACGAUCGAAUAAAUCAUGACGAUUAUGAACGUGUGAAUACUAGACUUCAAAUGCACGAAAACAUGCUACGAGAGAAUUUAACCAAGAAAUUAGAAAUCCGACGACAGCUUUAUAUUCUAAAAGUUGUGAGCUUUUUGACACCGUUCUUAAUUGGAAUGAGGAAGAGGAUGAAAAUUCCGGAGAUGUCACGAUUUCUUCCCGAUCUUUCAGAAAUAGAUACAGAGGACCAGUGUAAAACAGAGGAAGAACUCCCCCCUCUGAUGCUUGGGGAGGACUUCAAGUGCAAAAACUUCUACCCAGAGAAAAACAAAUACUUUCAUCUUCAUGGAGGCAUCAACAUCGAUUUUGAGACAGAUGAUCUUGAGCAACCACCAAAAGAAGUCCUUGACAAAUACUCAGAUAUCAUGGCAAAAACCGAGCAAGGAUUUAUCAAGGCUAUUUCCAUGGAUACCAUUAAAGAGCAUUAUGAAGUACCCAAGGUUGAAAUAAAUGGAAAACAGUACUACUUGAUUUAUAUGGAGUUUGAGACCUUCUUUAACCCCCAGCAGCCUACCUGGAUAAAGGCCUUCAACUCCAAGCUGACAGUAGACCUGGAGAGAAAGUAUCUCCCCCUUCAGGACACACCCAUGUGGGACGUAUUUAUCAAAAACUUUGGCAAGAAAAAGACUGGAAAGUUAAAGGCUCAGAUGACUGGACCACGUGCUGCAGCUAUUAGGGGACUGGUCAUUAUUUUCGUACACAUGUGUCGUAAAACUCUAGGUCAGCAGAUGUCACGGUUGACCAAACAGGACGAGCACGGUCUGUCGCUUCUUCAUCAUGCAGCCAUGAACAAUCGACCUCAAAUAAUUGUCAGCUUACUGCGACAGACGGUGGACAUUAACUCUCGACGAAACAAUAUCCUGUCAACAGGUCCCACCAGCUUACACAUUGCAGCGAGAUGUGGCGCCUUGGAUGCAGCAGCAUGCUUGCUGGCCUGUUGUGCUGGACAGACAUUGUACGAUCAAGAUGGCUGGGCCCCGAUUCACCAUGCUGCUUUCUUCGACCAUGAAGCAAUCAUCAAACUGAUGGCAAGGAGGAAUAGCCCCGUGAUAGAACUCCUUACUAAAAAUGAUGUAAGAUCCACUCCUUUGUUGCUGGCUGCUGGUUCUGGGGGUCUAUCAGCUGUUAAGUGCUUGAUCAAACUUGGAGCUGACAUUUCUCGAGUGGAUGCGGAGGGGAAUGGUAUGAUUAAUCUAGCUGCCAUGAGGUUCCACACCAACGUGUUGGAGUACCUUAUUGAAUGGGGCCACAAGAAGGCACCUGUUUGGACCAUUCUUGUCAAGAUGCUGUCUGAUCCUGACACAGAUAAGAAAGAUAGUGCUGUGAAGUGUCUGGAAGUUCUAUCUACAUCUAAACCCGAACACUGGAAGUCUAUACUGGAAGCAGGUGGAAUCCCUGCGUUGGUGGGCUUACUCCACUCAGACAAUGAGGUGCUGCAGUCCGUGUCAGCCUCAGUCAUUGUGAACAUAUCAGAACACCAGGAAGUCAGAGAAGCCUUAACCAAAGCCAAGGCUGCUCCUAUUCUUAUCCAGUUACUGAAUUCUCCUGACGAUAAUAUCCAGUCACGUGUGGCUAUAAUUCUUUCGGACAUUGCAAGCAUCCAGGGGAAUCAGUCCCUGAUUGCUGAGGAGGGUGGAAUCCCCCCACUGAUAAAUCUGAUGGACUCGGAGUUGGAGGAGGUGUUGAUUAAUACGGUGAAUGCAGUCCGGGUAUUGUGUGCAGGGAAUCCAGUCAAUCAGGACGCUGUGGCAGAAAAUGGUGGAAUUGCAUUUCUUCGAGAGUUUCUAACUCUAGAUUCAGAGAAACUGAAGGCGGCCACUGCAGCUUGCAUUGCAGCGAUUUCGGCAGGAAAUAAGAAAAAUCAAGAUGCCUUAUUAGAAGCAGGGGCUUUGGAACCACUUGUUGAGAUAAUUAAUGGUACAACCAAUGAGACCGUCAGGGUCAAGUGUGCUAAUGCCAUCGAGGCUCUAGCCCAGGACAACCCAGCCUGUCAACAGACAUUCCUACGAAUCAAAGCCCCCACAGCACUCAAAAAACUCCUCAAGAAUUUCAAUGUAUCAGUGAAAGAGCACGGUGCCAAGGCUUUAUGGGCUCUAGCAGGAAACACCACGACUCAACAGAAAUACAUCGCAGAGAAAACCAGCAUCCCUGACAUCUGUAGUAUGUUACUGGAGGACACAGAAAAACUGCUUCAAGUCGGUUGUAUGAUGUCAAUUGCUUUGGGAAGAGAAAAUAUAGAGAACCAGAUUAAACUGGCUCAGACGGAGGCUUUCAAUCAAUUGGUUCGUCUGCUUAGGACUCACAAAGACUCACCGCAAGUCAUACUCAUGGUCAUACAAGUGCUUGGAAUUCUGUGUGUAGGUGUUGCCUAUUGCAACAACAAAGUGACACAGAGGAAGAUAGCAGAGGAAGGAGCCAUACCGACCCUAGUGACGUAUCUAAAUCAGCCUCCUUCAGAGGAAGUUCAAGUGGAGGUUGCCAUAGCACUAGGUUGUAUUGUCCUUAGCAACACCCGUAACCAGGAAUUACUGCAGGAGGAACCAGGCUUUAAUUUUGAUGUUCUCCUGGAUUUGUUAAAGUCAAAAAGUGAGGCAAUAAGAUUAAGGGCAGGCAUGGCUCUGACGAUUUUUGCUUUCAACAACACCCCUCAGCAGUAUGCAAUCAGGGAAGCGGGGGGCAUCAAAUACUCAGUGUUCGAGCCUUUCCUUAAUUCCAGUGUAGAGUAUGAUGUCUGCUAUGCAGCUUUUCAGAUUGUGGUGCUAGCACGAGUUAUAGUGGACCAAGACCAGGUUAACUUAACGGCCCGUGGGGUGACCCUUCUUGUUGAGAAACUUCACUCAAAAGAAGACAAUGUCAUUGUUUUAGCUGCUAGUCUCCUCUCCAGCCUUGCACACACUCGUGCGGGAAUCCCCGAUGCCAUGGUGACCUCAGGGGCUAUUGAUAUUUUAGUCGAUAAACUCUCCUCUCGGAACGACCAAGUCAGGAGUGCUUGUGCGGUUGCCCUUGGAUAUUUGACCUUCAACAGGACUGCCGCAAGGAUUCUGUUUAGUGCUUGUAGAAAUACACCGGGGUUGUAUAAGAAACUUGAAGAGAACAUUGGGAAAAAUGCCAAAAUUAGUCAGGAGUUUGUCCAAGAUUUUAAACGUGCUAAAAUUGUGGGGCUACCUUCCCAGUGUCUUGAGAUUAAUGGUGGACCCCCAGUAAUCCCCCCUAGUCGAAACAGUAUGAGACCACUGACUGGCUCGAUGAGCCGAGCUACGACAGCCCGAGCUACAAGUCGAGCCAAAUCAGCCCCCGGACAGCGAGGGAAAAGGUCGCCUAACCCCAGUAUAGUUGUAAGUACCCCCGACAACAGUCGCCCCUCCACAGCUGCCACCGUCCUGAUCCACCCCAGCUCUCUGUUCAGACCCGCUAGUGCCACCACUCCCAGCAGAAAAGGGGUUCGAUCCCCCGACCCCACGUUUAAAACUCGUUUAUCUUCGUGGAAGGAGGAAAUAUGAGUCUCAAUUAAUUUUAUUUAGCUGUUAACUGUGUUCUAAGUUAUAAAUAAGCAGGAAACGUUUUUGGUCAUGUCUUCAGAUUAUGAACUUUCAAGACAGAUUUAGUUUAUUAUCUGAGUUUUGGGGUACUUUGAACAAAGUUAAAUUUAUUUUCAGAUUGAAGGUCAUUAGCUAGCUCUUACAUUAUGUAUUUUUGUAAGAACUAAUUUACUUGUUUACAUGAAGUAUAGUGCAAUCAUUUAAAGGGGAAUAAUUCUUACAUGAAACAUUAAGCCGGAAUAGGUCGAUCUUGAUGCCUGUUUAUAAUUUUGUUUUCAGAUUUAUUUUUUAUU